GGUGUAAACAAGGACAAUAUCCGAGCUGGAUGUAAAAAGUGUGGAUAUCCUGGCCACCUUACAUUUGAGUGUAGAAACUUCCUUAGAGUGGACCCACAGCGAGAUAUUGUGUUAGAUGUGAGCAGCACAAGCAGUGAGGACUCUGAUGAGGAGGACGAGAUUCCAGCCCAGCCAGCACUUUCUGCAGAUAAGAAAAAGGAGGGAGAAGUGAGUAAGAAGAAGCUGAAGAAAAAAAAGGAGAAAACGAAAUCUAAGAAGCCAAAGAAAAGAGGAGGGAGAAGUGAGUAA
This is a messenger RNA of Staurois parvus, 288 nucleotides long. The record is from the annotation of a GenBank genome assembly. NCBI's taxonomy places the organism in Eukaryota, Metazoa, Chordata, Amphibia, Anura, Ranidae.